Messenger RNA from Cladophialophora psammophila CBS 110553, 282 nucleotides. RefSeq lists its product as uncharacterized. NCBI's taxonomy places the organism in Eukaryota, Fungi, Ascomycota, Eurotiomycetes, Chaetothyriales, Herpotrichiellaceae. The transcript has a single exon. The record is from RefSeq and is a predicted model, not a curated record. The coding region runs from base 1 to 282 and encodes 93 amino acids.
AUGUGCGAGGACUGUGGCGACGAGGACAACUACGAUGCUGAUGACGAGUUCUUUGAAGAAGACGAGUUCUAUGAAGACGACGAGUUUUAUCCUCCAGAGGACGGGAUCUAUGACACCGAGGAUGACGACGAGGAUAACUACGACUCUGAGGACGAAUGGUGGCAAGAGCAAGUAGAGAAUUUCAACGGAGAGCCUGGAAAUGAGUUGAUUGAGCCGGACUGCUUCUGCGCAAGCUGCCUGCGAAGUCCUGCCCGGGUCGAAGUGAAGCUGGUGAAGAACUAG